GGGGUGCAGACAACGUCAUCUCGACCAGAGCAGGGAAGGGCUUCACGCACACACCCACCAGUCUAUUUUUUUCCACCCCUUUUGUACUGAUACACGACUCGUAUAAAAUAUGGGCAGCUAAUUUACCCAGCGUUUUUUUUAAGUCCAGUUUCAUGAGUACCCUUUAUUCUAAUUGGACUCACGAUCGCCCACUCAGCGUGGAUUGAAAUGGGAUGAUAAUGGGAUUGUUCACGUCGACCAAGAUCGAGGAGAUACUCUGCUUUGCUCUAGUGUUCCUGUCCAUCCCCGUGGUGGUAGAUUCAUCAGAUGUGAAUUGUGAGAAUGUUUACAAGGACUUCUCGGACUGUGUCCUGGAGCUGGGGGAGAGCAUGGACAACUAUCAGGAAAACGUGACCAGUGAGAGGGGAGUGGCGGCUGUGUGCAGCCACUGGGAAGCUUUCCACACGUGUGCCCUGACGGCGCUGUCCGACUGCCAGCAGGAGGUCAGUUCCAUCUGGGAGACUCUGAGGCAGGACUCCCGAAAGAUGCGCUUUCAGGGAAGCUUGUUUGACUUGUGUAGUCCCAGUUCAUCUCCAAGCAUGAGGUCACCUGUUGCGGCGCUGACCCUGCCGCUCACGGCCAUGUUGCUCACCACCGGGCCCAGAUGGUCCUUCAUGUAAAGUGGGCGCGGAAGAAGACGGGCAGAGUGAGACGUGUCUUAUGUUCCACCAGGCUCACUCUUCCCAAGCACAACCUAAAGCCAAGGAGUAACACAAGCAUUAUUUUCACUCUAGUAUCCGUAGUUAGUCAAACAAUCUUGGAAAUCGAAUCAUAAUCAAAAGGUACAGUGGUCCCGACACUAAGGUGAUUUUUAAAGCAAUGCAUUGGUGUAUUUGUUUUUAAGGCACCGCAUAUACAGUAUGUUGUCAAGUUUAACUACGAUAGUUCAAAGAAAGGGUUCAAAAUUUAGCAAUAGCUUCCUCUUGUUCGGUACGCUCAAAAUGACGCUACUGCUUAGCUUUGCGAAUAUGGUUCCUGUCAGUGGUUGGCCAUGCAUUUUAUACCUGGACCUUUGGUGGGGAUUUACUCUGACAUCACAAUUACACUAGCCAUCACAAAGUAUACACACAAAAAAAAAGAGCACUCGCAACCUUGCUACGAGCUACGAACAUACAUCUGGAGCAGUUCAAAAUCAACACUUGUGUCGUAACUUGACAAACCUGUCAAGAGGUUUUGGUGGGUUGGUGAUUUGACGGUAGCAAGCGGUGGACCCAAGACUGGGGAGCAGGCGUAAUCGCAAGAAAAAAAAUAUUUCCAUCCAUCCGUUUUCUAAUCCGCUUAUUCUCACAAUUGCAAAUUAGUGCAUGUCAAAUCAUUAAAAGUCCUAAAUUAAUGGACUACGACUUGAGGGUGCGUGUUAUAUUCAAGUAUGUUUUAUACUUGAGAAAUGAUGGUAAAUCCAGGCAAAUUGACAACACCAAAGAGCACCUGGACAAAUAGCAAGUGACUGAGGUAUCUGAUUGGUAGACACAAGAGACCAGGCUGAUGAGAACAAGUCGCAACAAAAAGCUAACAAGCAACAUGAAAAAAGGCACACAAGAAAAACCAUGACAAAACAAAACUCAAAACAACACUGACCAUGCCCCCCAAAAAAUAAAAAAGAUCUAACAUCCAUCUAAAACAGUGGCUUGCAGCCAAUAAACAUGCUAGCAAAUGAAGAGAAUAAACUAUUGGGAAUAAAUUCACAAUAGAACAAAUAUUGUAAUUUAGGUUGUAAACGUAGGUCAUUGAUUCUGCUAGUGUUUAGUCCAGCAGAGAAUGCCUUUGGGGAUAUGUGCUAAGCUAACCAUCUUGUGCUAUAUUUAGCGCAAAGCUAUCAUCACUUAAUGAAACUCAGCUGUUUAUUUAAAAAACUGAGUAGCCAUUUUCACAAUGUAUGUUUUUUAAAUAAUGUAAUUGAAAAUUAUUGUACAUUUAUUCGAAUUCAAGAGGAGGGUUAGCCUUAAUUUAUUAUUGGCAAUUUGGCAUGACAAAUCUUAGCUGUCCUACUGAAUGAUAGCAUACAAUUUAGUUUAUCAAAUGAAUGAACGAAUACAUUCAUGAUGAUUUAGUGGCAUCCAGGAAGAUGUUAAAGUGAAACAAAUAUUCUGAGAGAAUUCUUUCCUGGAAAGGGGAGAAUCUGACAAUGUGUACAGUAAAUUAAUAGUAGUCAGGGGGCCCUUAUCAUUUUAAAGUACAGUUCGGUCAAGACCAUCAGGCUUUUUAAAAAACCCUUUUUUGCAGCACAUCACUCCAUUGUAGUGAAGUUCAAUGGUUCCAUCUGAAAUGCCAAAAAGUGUUUGAUUUUGUGCAUGUUUAUGACUUAAGUGUAUUUGUCUCCGGGUGUUUACAUGGCCUAGUCAAAUAUAUAAUCGUCAAAGCAAUAGCAGCUGCUUUUGGAAUGCAAAAGUAUUUUCAAAAUACAAUUUUUAUAUAAAUACAAUAGUAUUUUCAACAAAUAGCGUUCAAGGUUUAAAACAGGACCAAAACAAUAAUAUCUUAAGUUUGUCCUUUGAAAUGGCAAAACCUAAUCAUUUACAUGUUGUUUUAUACACUAAAUAAUUCUCACGUAAAUGUUAAUUAUAGCACGGCAGUAUAUUUAUUUCCAAUAUCAGUACUUUGGUUUGUUUCGCCUCAUUUCAAACUAUUUGACCCAUUUGGUUAAUAAACUGCCACAGGCAUAGUUUUAAUUAAGACAUUUGCAUUUCUAGAUCAGACACCAACAAAUAGUCUUAUAAAUAUACUGGUAAUGAGAAGCACUGUUUAUUUUUAAUGUCAACAUGCUUUCUAUACCCACAGUUUAUCUUCAUCGACAGUAUUUUUCCUGUUACCUUUCUCAUCAUAUAACCGCAUGGCUGUUUUGUUACGGCGCUUCAGACCAUUGGGGAAUGUGAUCAUUUGAACUCAGAAAAAGUAUACUGAUUCAGUGCAUGAAGAUGUAAGACUGACUCCGCAGCGCAUCGUCUCAUUUUCUCACAUCCAUCACCCACCUUGCACACCCUCUCUUCUCUCUCGGCAUGAUCCUUCUGGUUGUUUCUAUUUACAGUAUUAUGGUGCGCAGGUGCUAGCAUGAUGUCAUCCAUUGUGUGUAUGCAGUAGUGAGAAGUCCAAUUGUCCUCAAAGCAUGAGCAAUAUUGUAAGGUCACAUUUUUCAGAGAGGACUCUUAUCCCUUUUGUGUGUAUUUCAAGAAACCUCUGAAUGUAAAACCAAGUUCAACAUCUAUGCUUUUGUUUGCUUCUAGAGAGCAACACUAUUUAUAAGACUGUAUAGGAUACGAGCAAUAUAUGGCAAAGUCAUGUGUCUGUAUUAAAGCACCAGCACUGUAAAA
Molecule: messenger RNA, 3347 nt
Organism: Hippocampus zosterae (dwarf seahorse)
Lineage: Eukaryota; Metazoa; Chordata; Actinopteri; Syngnathiformes; Syngnathidae
Product: neuritin-like
Exons: 3
Coding region: 213-659 (148 amino acids)
Biological process (GO): nervous system development; neuron projection extension
Cellular component (GO): plasma membrane
Source: RefSeq, a predicted model, not a curated record